AUGUCGGGAUACGACAAAUUACCCAACGGCUACGAGUGGUACCGCCAGUCGCAGGCUCUCAUCGGCAAACGCCAGACGCCGACCUCGACAACUGAUAUCACCGGCAUCCAGAUUCUGACCUUGCAGAACCUUCACCGUCCACCACCACCCUCCCUGUCGGAAUAUGAGCGACACAUGCGAGCCCGAGUCUUCUUCACAAUCUAUACCCUGGACUGCAAGCUGUCUCUCAAUGUUGGCAGACCAUACGGGAUUAGGUGGGAGGAUGUUGAGGUCGAGCAACCAGCUCCGCUCAAUGACAUCAACGAAUUUCCCGAUUCGCCAUUAGCAGACGCUGCAAAGAACGGCUUGCUUGGUCAACACCUUCGGAUCUUGCUGCGCCGAGGGGAGUUUCUGGACCUGACCUACGACACGGAGUGUGGCAUCAUAUGCGGAGAACUUGCCUGUGAUAUCGUUGACGAGAUUCACAUUGCCUCGCUUCACUCGUCGUGGACGAACGCCCCGUUCUUCAAGUGUCAUGCGGCUACCACCCUCUUUUCCCCAGUGGUAAUUCUGGCUACAUUGCUCAUUCGUGAGCGGGGUCUGACAUCAACGAUGUUUGCCAUGUACCAGACGCACUUUGAGCGAGCCGUUCAGGUGAUUUGGGGACUGGCAGCUGAAGGUCAAAUCGGCGCACUCGUGGAAGCCCAGCUCUCCCAGGUGAUCCGCCUGACCCAGGACAGGCUGUCCACGUCGCCUGCAGAGCAGUCUCUUCCUGCAGAUGAUGUUCAUGUAGACUUUGAUAUUAGUGAGCUGUUCUCGGCCGAGCUUGAGAACCUGGCGUACCACAACACCCACAACAGCCUCCACGAGACAGCCGCCUCCGAUAUGAGCUGGUGGGAGACUGUUGCUGGCGAGAACCAACUCAACUCCGACGACCUGGUCUGGAACUCGUUAUUCCUGUCCAUGGAGUAG
Molecule: messenger RNA, 951 nt
Organism: Apiotrichum porosum
Lineage: Eukaryota; Fungi; Basidiomycota; Tremellomycetes; Trichosporonales; Trichosporonaceae
Exons: 4
Coding region: 1-951 (316 amino acids)
Biological process (GO): DNA-templated transcription
Molecular function (GO): DNA binding; zinc ion binding
Source: RefSeq, a predicted model, not a curated record